UGGUGUUUUUUGUCUUGUUCCAGGUUGUCACCCGACAGUCUCAAGUUAAGGGCACUGUGACUUUGGUCAAUCCUGUCCGUCUCUUGUGCACCAUGCUGGUGAAUGAAGAACUGGAGUGCAUCGUGUGCUGUUACAGAUACUCCAGGAGGGGUCACAUCCCACGGCUGCUACACUGCAAGCACACGUUCUGCUCGCCCUGCCUGCUGAAGCUGUCUCGACUGCAGGGAGCCCUCUGCUUCAUUCGCUGCCCGCUGUGCCGCUGGUUGACAUGCAAGUGUGCUUCCCUGCCCCUGCCUGGCUCUCUGUACAUCAACACACAGAUCUGGGAUCAGAUCGCAGAGGAUGAGGAUUGCGGAGUGCCCCCCAUUCAAAGAAUUCUACUUAUAGGUGAUGAUUGCAGAAACUCUGGAGGUGUGUGGAGCCCAGCUAACAGACAAACAGAACUUUUCUUCUUUGAAGAAUAAAAAUAUGAAACACAGAAUCCUGCAGAGCUUCUAUUGGUUUAGUAAAUUUAUGAAACUUUAAAGGACCAUAUUUUAUGCAUUGUAAAUAUUAAUUCAUUUUAAUAAUGUAGUGGUGAGAAUGAAAUUGUGUCCAAGCAGCAAGUAACAUACUUAAGCCCCUUUCACAUUGGCGUAUUCGUAGAGCUGCUCAUUGCAGCGUAUCGUCUACGCUGAGUUUUGCAGCUCUACGUCGAGUUUUUUCUCUCUACGCAGCAGUAUGUUGAGGGCUUCCUGUGCAGGACGGAAGAAAUUAAACAUUUAAUUUUCUUCGGUGUAGAGCACUGGACACAGUUUUAAGCAGGUCUGCGCAGCACAGCCUUACUGCAUGCAAGACUGCAA
Thalassophryne amazonica is the source of this 842-nucleotide messenger RNA. RefSeq names its product E3 ubiquitin-protein ligase RNF182-like. The record is from RefSeq and is a predicted model, not a curated record. NCBI's taxonomy places the organism in Eukaryota, Metazoa, Chordata, Actinopteri, Batrachoidiformes, Batrachoididae. Gene Ontology annotation, molecular function: ubiquitin protein ligase activity. The transcript has 2 exons. Bases 93 to 464 code for a protein of 123 amino acids. Gene Ontology annotation, biological process: protein ubiquitination.